UCAAACCAAGCAACCAAAAGGAAAUCGAGAAAAGAUAUUGAGAGAGGAUUUAAUUUGACUGCUUGAGGCAAAGGCAAUGGCCGCUGCAUCAGCAUUUGGCGUCAUGGCGAUCGUCCUCCUUGUUGCCCUGUCGACCUCACCGGUCGUGUCGUCCCUUCGACCAGGCCUCGGCGUCUGCCGCGCCAGCGGCUACCUCCCUGGCCGAUCCGGCAACUGUGUGAAGAGCAACGACCCCGACUGCUGCGAGGACGGCAAGAGGUACCCGCAGUAUCGGUGCUCGCCGCCGGUCACCUCGAGCACGCCGGCCACGCUGACGCUCAACAGUUUCGAGAAAGGCAAGGACGGCGGCGGCCCGUCGGAGUGUGACAACUCGUACCACAGCGACGAGGAGAUGGUCGUCGCGCUCUCCACCGGCUGGUUCAGCAACAUGGCGCGUUGCGGCCACCGCAUCAAGAUCACCGCCAACGGCAACUCCGUGUACGCCAAGGUGGUCGACGAGUGCGACUCCGUGCACGGCUGCGACGACGAGCACAACUUCGAGGCUCCCUGCGACAACAACAUCGUCGACGCCUCGCCCGCGGUGUGGAACGCCCUGGGGCUCGACCAGAACACCGGCGAGCAGGACAUCACAUGGUCCGACGGCGACGAGUGAUCAUCCGUAUAUGUGUAUAUAUAUAGCUACAACAUCCGGUCUGGCUCGUUUGUGUUCGAUUUGUAUAUUUCUUGUCCAUUGGCUGGCUGUCUCCGGAUACGUAGCAUGAAUUCGUAUGGACUAGUUAUUCAUGUAUAAGCUCACGCCAUUUUCACGA
Molecule: messenger RNA, 809 nt
Organism: Panicum virgatum (switchgrass)
Lineage: Eukaryota; Viridiplantae; Streptophyta; Magnoliopsida; Poales; Poaceae
Product: putative ripening-related protein 5
Exons: 1
Coding region: 77-652 (191 amino acids)
Source: RefSeq, a predicted model, not a curated record